GAACAGCUUUCACGGCGACCGAAUUGAGGGGAGGAAACUGCUCUUAUCAAUGAGUGACCCUCCCCCCGCCUUGAUCGAAGCGGCCACGCGGCGUCUCCGCGAGGUGGCCACGCGCGCACAGGAAGAGCGCUCGCUGACGUCCCCCUCCGAUGUGGAGGCGUACGACACGCAGUGCUUCGCAAAGGAGACGGCCCGCAUCAACCGCGCCGUGGAAGAGAAGCGCACGCACUCGUCGUCUGCGUUCUUUCCGGCGCUGUACCUACGCGCGCGUGACCCGGCCGGUGACGAGGCAACGCGACUCCUCCGUAGCACCUGCAAAGCGUUCGAGUUAGACCUACGCUUUAAGGAAAUCGAAAAGCUGGACGAGAUGCAUGCGAAGCUGUGGACGCUGCUCAACGCAGGCGAUCGCCGCAGCGUGACCUUGGAGGAGUACGACCAGCUGAUGAGGGAAUUUAAUGAGUGGGCCUCCGUGCAGUACGGAGCGCAGCUGCCCCCUCCGCCAGCCGCGGUCUGGGAGAUGCCCUCCUUCUCCUUUUCGGAGGAGGAGGAGGAGGAGGAGAAGGGCGAAGCGGAAGACGACGCUGUUGAAGGUAAAAAAGCGCCAAUGCUGCCGCUGCCGCUGCCUCUGGGUGGACCCGGUGCCACGUCCAGUCUUAGCGACUCCGUCGCGUCGUCUCUGCGGGUGUCCGCGUCACCGGAGCGCAACGCGCCCGACCUGCAGAGUCCGUCUGUGCCCACGAUAGGCGGCAGCCUCGGCGACAGUCGCAGCGGCACACGCAGCCAAAGCUGGGGCGCCGUCGUGCAGCACAUCCAACGCUUUCGCGAACAACGACAACAGCACGAACAGCAACGGCACAGUGAGAGUCUGCAGUCCGUCACGACCCUCUCGCAGCGCAGCAGCGUGCAGCUUGAGCGGGUGCUCCACCUGGCCGAAGAUCAGCCAGCGUUGGGGAACGUCCUGUACCUGUGCUCCGUGCCUCCGCCGCGACCCGAUAUGCAACUCUUUCUCUCCUGCCCCCGCAACGCCGAGAAGGCGGUGGAUAUCGCGGUGAUGUAUCAAACCUUCGCGAAGCAAGUGUCGCUCGUGAAGUGCGAGGCGGAGCUCAUUAUGUGGGACAGCAACAACGACGGCCGCCUCUCUGAAGAUGAGGUGGAGAACUACGUGAAGGACCUCGCCCCGCGUAUUGCCGCGCUCACCUCCAUGAGCAACGACCUCCUGCCGUUCUACUGCUGCACGGUGAGCCGUCGUUUGUUCUGGGACUUAGACCCCGGCAAUCGCGGCGUGCUGCGCAUUCACUCCCUCCUGCAGAGCAGCGUGAUGAAUGAGUGGGUGAGUCUGCAACUCAUGUCCGAGGACGACCCGCAGAACUGGUUUGGCGCGGCGGUCACCCAGCAGCUGUACAACAAGUUCGUCAUGCUGGAUACCCGCAACAAGGGCACGCUGAAUGUGGAUAACUUGCGCGCCUACAAGAAAGGCCUGCCGACGGUGAUCGACGACGGCCUGCCGCUCGAUACAAGUCCGCUCUGCGCCCUCUUCAUCGAUCGGUACUUUGAAACGAACACGCUCAUGACCCGAUCGGAGAUGGACUACCGUAAGUUCGUCGACUUCGUGAUUGCGGUGGAACUGCUGCCGCAGUGCAGUCGCCCCCAUUUUUUCUGGAAUAUUCUGGACCUGGACGGGACGGGCGUGGUGACGCCGAUGAUUGUGAAUCAGUUCUUCCGCGAGACGCACGCGAAGCUCGUGGCGGCGGGACUGGAUGUGCCUUCUCGUGAAACGGUGGUGCAGGAGGUGUUCGACCUCGUCGAGAAGGCAGAGCCGCUGCGCAUCACUCGUGCAGAGUUCGUUCGCUCCCCGCAGGCGGGUCUCUUUGUGGGGCUCUUGAUUGACUGCCUUUCUUUUUGGACCUACGAGAACCGCGAGCAGCGGUGA
Messenger RNA from Leptomonas pyrrhocoris, 1930 nucleotides. RefSeq lists its product as hypothetical. The coding region runs from base 50 to 1930 and encodes 626 amino acids. The transcript has a single exon. NCBI's taxonomy places the organism in Eukaryota, Euglenozoa, Kinetoplastea, Trypanosomatida, Trypanosomatidae. Gene Ontology annotation, molecular function: calcium ion binding. Gene Ontology annotation, cellular component: spindle; centrosome. The record is from RefSeq and is a predicted model, not a curated record. Gene Ontology annotation, biological process: microtubule cytoskeleton organization; regulation of dephosphorylation; cortical cytoskeleton organization.